This is a messenger RNA of Trichomonas vaginalis G3, 255 nucleotides long. RefSeq lists its product as uncharacterized. The transcript has a single exon. The record is from RefSeq and is a predicted model, not a curated record. Lineage: Eukaryota; Parabasalia; Trichomonadida; Trichomonadidae. The coding region runs from base 1 to 255 and encodes 84 amino acids.
AUGACUGGUCCUAAACGCGUACUGUUAGGCAUCAUAAUCGGUCAAAAGGUCUAUAAAUGCAAUGGUAAGGGCCAAAUUAUUCUUCCAAAAAAAAAUCCACGUCAAUUUGUUGAAAUUGGGUCUGCAUUACUGAAGUUAUCAGAACCUAUUUCGGGAGUUCAUCCAAAUGAAGUUCCGGAUGUCAAUCUUUACCAAGAAGAUUUCUUAAGUUUUGAAGGUUGUUGUGAAUCUAUACAACAACAGCCAAAUCAAUAA